This is a messenger RNA of Morone saxatilis (striped sea-bass), 1578 nucleotides long. RefSeq names its product signal-regulatory protein beta-2-like. The transcript has 6 exons. Lineage: Eukaryota; Metazoa; Chordata; Actinopteri; Moronidae. The record is from RefSeq and is a predicted model, not a curated record. Gene Ontology annotation, biological process: response to bacterium.
AUGAUCCUGUUAUGGGUUACGUUACUUGUUCUUCAUCAAGGAUAUACACUGGUUCCAGUGAUCACAGUUCAGCUUGGUGAACCUGUGACCUUCACAUGCCCUUUGCCCAAUAUUCAGAUCAACCGUAGAAAACUCUACUGGUACAAGCAGAGUGCCGGGGAUGCUAUGAAAUUAAUUGGGACAAUGGAGAAAUCUUCACCACCUGCGUAUGCACCAGAGUUUUCUGAUUCAAGAUUAAAGAUAAGUAAUGAUAACAAAUUUAGCAACCUAACCAUUGUGAAGACAUUCCAAGAAGAUGAGGGAAUGUAUCACUGUCAAAGCUUGGAGUGGGUUUCAAAUCCUGAAUGGAGCGGGACAUAUUUGUUACUAAAAGGAAACACUCAUCAAAAGAGGACAUCAAGCUAUACUGUUGUUCAGUGGCCGACAGUAUCUGAUCCAGUCCAUCCAGGAGACCCAAUGACUCUCCAGUGUUCAGUCCUCUCUGACUCUGACAAUAAAACAUGUCCAGGAGAUCACAGCGUGUUCUGGUUCAGAGCUGGAUCAGAUCAAUCUCAUCCAAAUAUCAUCUACACUGAUGGAAAUAGACACGAUGAAUGUGACAAGAGAUCUGACACUCAGAAAAGCUGUGUUUAUCGCUUCACUAAGAACAUCAGCUCCUCUGAUGCUGGAACUUAUUACUGUGCUGUGGCCACAUGUUGAGAGAUAUUAUUUGGAAAUGGAACUAAAGUGGAAAUCGAGCGAACAACAACAAGUUCUGAAUUUAUCCUGCUGGUGAUAACAAUAGUCUGCUUGGUCAUUUCUGUGACUGGAAAUAUCGUUUUCUUCUCUCACCGAACUCCAAGACUGAUGCGUAAACAAUUUAAAGGAACAGUAAGUGCCUCUUCACAAGCAAGACAUGACAGUUCAAGCCAACCAGUACAUGAUAUUGCUGAAGUUGAAGAUGAUAUGAACUACGCUGCGUUGCAUUUAUCGGGAAGGAAAGCCACAAGCGGGAGGAAGAAGAAAGAGUUGAACAUUGACGAAAGUUUAUAUGCUCAAGUUAAAGGCUGAAUGUGAACGUGUCCAGAGAAAAACCUGUGGUUGUUUAAUAGGUCAAUUUACACCGCAAAUGUUGUUAGUUCCUUUCUAACUUUUAAUGAGAGUUUUUCAUGAUAAAAGCUAAAAUCAUAGCAUACAGACAUGCUCUUUAUCUUCCAUGUUUAUUUAUUUUUUUUGAAUGUGCUGUCGUUCUAUUAUCUUAGAAAUAUUAACCUGAAAAAAAAAAUAUUCAGAAAACUUUAAUAGGGCUAUUAAAGCAUGCAACUUUUUCCUAAAUUUCUCUGCUCUGCAUUUCAUUACAUUAGUUCAAGAUAUUCAUUGUCUUUAUUUGAAAUCUGGAGAUGUGGUUUGUAAAGACAAUAAAUGGCUUAAAUUCUUUCCGAAUGUUAAAUGUUCAUGUGUGACGGGCCUGGUAACAUAAGGGAACAUGAUGCAGCAUCUUCACGCAUACUACUAAUCUCACAUUGUAGCCUUAUUGGACCGAUGGUCACUCUAACUGUAAUUAUCAUCCAUAUGCAAAUAUUGCACUUCAUAGUUCAG